Molecule: messenger RNA, 396 nt
Organism: Schizosaccharomyces osmophilus
Lineage: Eukaryota; Fungi; Ascomycota; Schizosaccharomycetes; Schizosaccharomycetales; Schizosaccharomycetaceae
Gene: qcr7
Product: ubiquinol-cytochrome-c reductase complex subunit 6
Exons: 1
Coding region: 1-396 (131 amino acids)
Biological process (GO): mitochondrial electron transport, ubiquinol to cytochrome c
Source: RefSeq, a predicted model, not a curated record
AUGCAACCCAUCUCCUUAGCCAAGUACAUUCAAAAAUCUCCCUUUUUGUAUAAGCUUUUGAAGCCUGUUUCUCAAGCUUAUAUCAACCUUGCUGGUUAUCGUAAAUUUGGUCUUCGUUACGAUGAUUUGACUUUAGAAGAAAACGAGGUUGUUGAAAAGGCUUUGAACCGUUUGCCGGAACAAGAAUCCUUCGACAGAGUGUACCGUAUCCGCCGCGCCAUGCAGUUGAGCAUCGAAAACAAAAUCUUGCCCAAAUCUGAAUGGACAAAGGGUGAAGAGGACACCCUUUACCUUCGUCCUAUCGUCAAGCGUGUCGCGGAGGAGAAGCAAGAACGUGAGGCUUUUGACUCUCUCAUUGUCGACAGAACCCCCAAGCAAGCCGCUCCCUCUCAUUAA